This is a messenger RNA of Rubroshorea leprosula, 2064 nucleotides long. Lineage: Eukaryota; Viridiplantae; Streptophyta; Magnoliopsida; Malvales; Dipterocarpaceae. The record is from the annotation of a GenBank genome assembly.
GGGGAGCAUUUUGAAGGAGAACGGCAGCCGCAGACAAGCAUCAGGGAGAUUUCGAAAAAAAAUGAGGAGGCCGCCACACACAGAAAAAUUUUUCUUUUCUCCAAGUUUCAUCUCAUUUGGUCAUCAUCUUCGCCGAUCAUCUUUCUGUUCACCACUAAUCAGCCACUCCCUCUACUCAAAACCACAGAAAACCUCUUGUAUUUCUUCUCUGUAACAGCCGACAAAAGGGAGAAAAAUCUCAGAAAUUUCCAGCUUGUGCUUUCGGUGAUUUCUGCAGAAAUAGCAACGGUAGACAGAGGGAGAGAAAAGGGGUGAUUUCCAGCAUGCUUUCGGUGAGAUUUUGGCGACCAAGAGGGAGGGCUUUGUUAUUUUGCUGUGGGAAGGUAGAAGAGUAAAGGGAGGAGGUCGACAUCUGUACCGAUAAACUGCAGAUCUGUUUUUGGCAUUGGUUUGCUUCUUAGGGGUGGAGUCGAGGAGGUGAGGAGGCAAUGGAGAUGAUUUCAAAAGGGGCAAAAAAGGAGAUGGAGAUGAUUGUUGGAGGAGGCGAGGAGUAGGGGCUGAUUUUUGAGAGAAAAGACGAACAGCAGAGCUGGGUUUUUUUAGAGGAAAAUAACGCCGUUUGGUCUGCGACUUCAAUGUUUUUUUUUUGGAGGUAAGAUUGACGCUCACUUUCCCCAUAUAUAUAUACAUCGUUUUCCUCUCUAAAACCCAACCCUGCUGUUUGUCUUUUCUCUCAAAAAUCCAACCCCUACUCCUCGCCUCCUCAGACAAUCAUCUCCAUCUCCUUCUUUGCCCCUUUUGCAAUCAUCUCCAUCGCUUCCUCACCUCCUCACUCAAAAAGCUCACCAGUAAUGUCACCCCCUCUGCAAUCAUCUCCAUCUCUCCCUUUCCCUCUUUUCCCUCAUGUGAGGUUGAGGCAAUUAGAAGCCAAGAGACAUAACCACACCUCCUCACGAGCUCGAAGUGCCAUAGAACAAAAGAAAAUGAGAUUUGUGUUCCUUUGUCACACGUGCUUGAGGGAGUUGCAAACUAAUUUAUUAGGGUUUUUCAAGUUUGGGGAAGGCAUGGCAAGGCUUCAAAGAUUUGGGUCUGUUGUCUUCAAAGAUGUUGCAGCAUUUAUUUUCUUUUCUAGGUUUGUUUUUGAAUUGUCUAGCCAUGGUUGCUUUCUUCGUUUCCUCUCAUUUCCAUAUAGAUUUUGGAAACCCAAAUCUAGUCGAGGAGGUAAGGAGGCAAUGAAGAUGAUUGCAGAAGGGGCAAAGAAGGAGAUGGAGAUGAUUGUCGGAGGAGGCAAGGAGCAGGGGUUGAAUUUUUGAGAGAAAAGACAAAAAGCAAGGCUGGGUUUUUUAGAGGAAAAUGAUACCGUUUGAUUUUGGGACUCCAAUUUUUUUUUUCUUUUUUGAGAGGUAGGACUGAUGCCCACUUUCCCUUAUAUAUAUAUAUAUAUAUAUAUACAUACAUACAUACAGCAAAGUGCACGUCAGUUCUACUUCCUAAAAAAGUUUGGAAUCCCAAAUCCAAAGCGAUAUCGAUUCUCUUAAUCAUGCUCCUUAUGUUUUUUGCCCUUUCUGGAAUCACCUCCGUUUCCGUCUCCAUCUCCCUCGCCUCCUUGACUCCUCCGACCCUUCUGGAAUUAUCUCCGUCUCCCUCACCUACUAUUUUUUGCCCCAUCUGGUCCUACCCCCAUUAUUUUUCACCCCAUUUGGAAUCAUCUCCAUCUCCAUCUCCCUCACCUCCUCAACUCCUUAUUUUCUCUACAAGUUCUCUUUUUUUCAAUUUUGUUCUAUGGUGGUUUUCGCUUGUUGACGGUGAACCAAGAUGGGCGACAAGGGUAUCAGUCUUAAACAAACCAAGAACGAGACUGUUGAUUUGGUAUUCUUCCAUUUUUCCAAAGAAAAAUUUUCAUAUCCCCUGUUGUUUGUCUCUAUUUGGUUGUUGUAAUGCAGUGAAAAUAAGAUCUUUAUAGAUCCCGAAAGUUGUUUGUUUGGAUUGCUGUUGUGUUUUUCUUUUCAUUUUUUUUUUUUUUUUGCUCAUUUUCUCAUUGAUGAAUAUAGCAUAGAUCAGUCA